AUGGCGGAGUACGAUUUGACCACGCGUUUGGGGGAAUAUUUAGAUCGCCAUUUGGUGUUUCCUUUACUGGAAUUUUUGUCAGUAAAAGAGCUGUACGAUGACAAAGAGAUGUUGAAAGGCAAACUUGAUCUUUUAAGUAACACUAAUAUGGUGGAUUUUGCCAUGGAUGUUCACCAGAACUUGUAUCCAGAUCAACAAGUUCCACCAGUAUUAAAAGAUAAGCGUGGUAAAGUUGUAAAUGAAUUAAAAACAUUACAAGCUGAAACAGAUGUUAUUACUAAAAUAUUUGAAGAUCCUGAAGUUACAAGAACCAUUCAAAACAGAGAUGGUAGACAAUUAUGUGACUUUUUAUACCAAGAAAAGGGUUUUAAGCCUGAGAUGGUAGAAACAUUAUAUAAUUAUGCUAAAUUUCAAUAUGAAUGUGGUAAUUAUUCUGGAGCUGCUGAGUACCUUUAUUUUGUUAGAGCUCUUGUAACACCAAAUGAUAAGAAUUUUAUGAAUGCUUUAUGGGGAAAGUUAGCAUCAGAAAUAUUGAUGCAGAAUUGGGAUGUAGCAUUAGAAGAUUUGAACAGAUUAAAAGAUAUCAUAGAUCAUAAUACUUUUGCUGGAGACUUACAGUUAUUACAACAGAGAACUUGGUUGAUACAUUGGAGUUUAUUUGUCUUUUUUAAUCAUGCUAAAGGAAGAGAUACAAUAAUAGAAAUGUUUCUAUAUGAACAGAGUUAUUUAAAUGCCAUACAGACAAUGUGUCCCCAUAUAUUACGGUAUUUAACUACAGCAGUAGUUACUAAUAAAGGUAGAUGGAGACAAUGCAUGAAGGAUUUAGUCAAAAUAAUUCAACACGAAUCCUACACAUAUAAAGAUCCCAUUACAGAAUUUAUUGAAUGUCUGUAUGUACAUUUUGAUUUUGAUGGUGCACAGAAAAAACUUAGAGACUGUGAAACUGUUUUAAGUAAUGAUUUCUUCUUGGUGGCCUGUUUAGAUGAUUUUAUAGAAAACGCCCGGUUGUUAAUUUUUGAAACGUUUUGUAGAAUACAUGAGUGUAUUAGUAUUGGAAUGUUAGCUGAGAAAUUAAACAUGUCACCAGAUGAUGCUGAGAAAUGGAUUGUUAAUUUAAUCCGGAAUGCCAGAUUAGAUGCUAAAAUAGAUUCUAAAUUGGGUCAUGUUGUAAUGGGAACUCAAGCUGUUUCACCAUAUCAACAAAUUAUUGAGAAAACUAAAAACCUUGCCUUCAGAUCACAGGUUAUAGCACAAAAUGUGGAGAAAAAACUUGGUCAUAGUAAACAAGAUGUUGUAAGUAUUUAA
Molecule: messenger RNA, 1305 nt
Organism: Lottia gigantea (owl limpet)
Lineage: Eukaryota; Metazoa; Mollusca; Gastropoda; Lottiidae
Exons: 12
Coding region: 1-1305 (434 amino acids)
Biological process (GO): translational initiation
Cellular component (GO): cytoplasm; nucleus; eukaryotic translation initiation factor 3 complex
Molecular function (GO): translation initiation factor activity; protein binding
Source: RefSeq, a predicted model, not a curated record